Molecule: messenger RNA, 1337 nt
Organism: Cotesia glomerata
Lineage: Eukaryota; Metazoa; Arthropoda; Insecta; Hymenoptera; Braconidae
Product: upstream stimulatory factor 1
Exons: 5
Coding region: 260-1042 (260 amino acids)
Biological process (GO): regulation of transcription by RNA polymerase II
Molecular function (GO): protein dimerization activity; DNA-binding transcription factor activity, RNA polymerase II-specific; RNA polymerase II cis-regulatory region sequence-specific DNA binding
Source: RefSeq, a predicted model, not a curated record
AUGUACAAACGUACAAGUUAUUUACACAAAAUUCGCGGAUGUAAUGAUGUUGAUGAUGUUGAUGAUGAUGUAAGCACAAGUCAGCCAGAGAAGCAAGAGCGAGAAAACUAAAAAAGAAUAAAAGUGGUAAAAAAUAAAAGAUAACAUAUGCGCGCGCUGAGCAUUCCGACAUCUUGUGCACCACAUGACCUCGUUGCCGUGUCCCGUGACCAGCUCACGUGAAUUUCGACAAAUUCAAACGUUUUUUAGCUAAAAAAUAAUGGACAUUCUUGACAGUCAUCUUGAUCCACAAGACGUCAGUGGCAAUCCAAAAGAUGAAAAUGAAACGAGUAUUGUUAUUGAAGAAGCUGAAAUAGUCGAUUGUGAUUAUGAAGCAUAUGAUCCUCUAUCAGGGGACGGAGUACCCGAUGAUGGAUUACGCUAUCAAGAAGCACUAGCUUAUCGGGUUGUACAAGUUAAUGGUAAUUCGGUUAGUAACGAAAUUGAAUUACCAGUACAGCAGCAUGGGAAUAAUUCUGUUCAAGUGUUGACGUCUCCUAUUAAUGGACAAUUUUAUAUUGUCGGUGGUACUAAUGAGGUAUUUACAACUUCACAAACUUCUCGAUCACUUGCUCCACGCACAACGACAUUGCAAAUUGAAACACCGAGAAAUAAUACACCUGGUCUAAAAAAGCGUGAUGAUAAAAGAAGAGCAACCCAUAAUGAAGUUGAACGUAGACGAAGAGAUAAAAUAAAUAAUUGGAUUGCUAAACUUGGUAAAAUUAUACCUGACUGUAGCAAUAAUUCGGGUACGAGUAAUGGCAAUGGAAGUAGCAGUGAGGGAAAAACUAAUUAUGAAACACAGAGUAAGGGUGGAAUAUUGGCAAAAGCGUGUGAAUAUAUCACAGAAUUACGUGCAGCGAAUCAAGGCCUAGGACAAUGUUUACGUGACAAUGAAAAAUUGCGGCAAGAAGUUACGGCACUAAAACAGCAUGUACAAAGAUUGCAACGUGAAAAUGAUCAAUUACGCAAAGUUAAUGUUGUAGUAUCUAACAUUAAUUAGCUUACAGUUAAUUUAAUAGUAAUCAAUUAAUGUUAACUGAUAAUUAAUCAUUUAUAUUACUAUUUCGGAUUUUUUUUUAUUUAAUAUUAUUUUUUUGUCGAUUCUCUCUCAAAGUGUAUCUCUCUAUUUCUUUGUUACUGAUUUUAACCACCUUAUUAUUUAAAUUGUAAAUAUAAAUAUUUAUCUUUAGACGCCAUAAUACGAUUUGUUAUCUAAAAGUCGAUAAGUUAAAUUUAUCAGUUACAUUUAAUUAGGCAUUUAAUUCUACAUGGGUGAUGAUUGGGGCCAAGAUUUU